This is a messenger RNA of Gordionus sp. m RMFG-2023, 1516 nucleotides long. RefSeq lists its product as uncharacterized. The transcript is spliced from 8 exons. Gene Ontology annotation, molecular function: SNAP receptor activity. The record is from RefSeq and is a predicted model, not a curated record. Gene Ontology annotation, cellular component: endoplasmic reticulum; SNARE complex. The coding region runs from base 137 to 1516 and encodes 459 amino acids. NCBI's taxonomy places the organism in Eukaryota, Metazoa, Nematomorpha, Gordioida, Chordodea, Parachordodidae. Gene Ontology annotation, biological process: retrograde vesicle-mediated transport, Golgi to endoplasmic reticulum.
GUUGUCCUAUUUCAUCUCAAAAUUUUCCUACCCCCAUUAAAGCCGCCUACCCCCUACCCUCCUCAAAAAAAAAAUAGGAUGCAAACUGUUCAUAUCCCGCUCAUGUAGACGCUGGAUAGACGUACUUUGUGAGAAUAUGGUAUCAGCUCAAAAUUAUAAUCAAUGGAGAUUUAAAUCGUAUAUAGAUUCAUUGGAAUUAUACCUACAACAGUUAAUGACAAUAUCAACAUUUCAACCCCCAAAAGAAAAUAUUAAAGAGUACAAUACUAAACUAAGUUACCUAAAAUCUUUGAUUAAGGCUUCAAGCUUACCACCAAUUUGUUUGAGCAAUGUGGAAACAUGUGAUGAUUCAGAAAGUUUUUCAAAAUCAAUGAUUGGUAUUAAUAUACCAGAAAAUGAGGUUAACAUAGCAUAUCCUAAAAACUCAACAACAUCCGUUAAACAAUUAUAUGUUUUAAUGUCUUCUGAAAAAGAAAAUAACCUUAGAGCACGCCUUUUAUCAAAAUCUAAUGCUUAUGACAAUGAUAUUGACUUAGAUGAUAUUGAUAAAAUUGCAUUUCUUAAAACUAAUUCCAAAAUUCAGGAGGCUCUAUCAGAACAAAUGGUUGAUUUGGUUAAAAAUUUAAAAAAUAAUGUUAGUCUAGCUUCAACUAUUAUUAAAAAAGAUAACAAGGUCUUAUUUCAAUCAACAAAUCUUCAAGCCAAAAAUUUAGAAAAAUUGAAAGGUGUAAGUGAUCAAUUAGAUAUCACAAAAACUAAAGCAAAUCCUUGUUGGGCUCUCAGAAAAAUGACGAGAAAUGUUUUUAACUCCACCGAUUUCCUGAACACUGAUCCCGAAUUGGUGCAAGCCUUCAUAACUCACGAGCAUGUUAAGCCCCUAACACCCAUGAUAUUGCAAUUCCUUAUCAAGUGGGCUCAAAAUCGAUGUGCCGUUUAUUGCAAACCCGUUACUUCGGGAAGAGUUAUAAACGCUCUGAACGAAAAUGUCAUGGUUAUGAACUACAUAGAGAACUUGAAUUAUCUAGACUUCCGUGAAAUCGUGGUGAAACGAAAAUUAUUGAGCGAGUUUGUUAUGAUGGAGGUAUUAUCCGCCAGAAUUCGUAGCUUGGAAAUCGAUAGUUAUAAGCCAGACUUGAUAAAAGUCGAAAUCUCACUGCACUGUCAUAAGUUUAGUGUAAAGUCACCGGUGCUUAACACCUUUCCUACUCAUUUAGAUGUGUGUCAACAGAUAUACCUAGUUGGUCUUGGUAAUAAUUGUGACUAUAAUGGUAAAAUAAAUAUAACGGUCAAAGAUGACGAUCAAAUUUGUCUUAAGUACGAAAUUAAUUCUACUAAUUCUAUUGUACAACCUCCAUAUCAUUUUAUGCUACCUCUAAUACCCCUAUACCAAUCUCACCAUUGUAUCAUAAAUUUUCUGAAAAAUGCUUCAACCAGCGAUGUGACAUGGAACGGAGAAGCCAUAAAAGUGACCUCAGGUUCUCAGAAUUCUAUUUUAAAUGAACUCUUUUACAUUUGA